Molecule: messenger RNA, 1253 nt
Organism: Dryobates pubescens (Downy woodpecker)
Lineage: Eukaryota; Metazoa; Chordata; Aves; Piciformes; Picidae
Product: aldehyde dehydrogenase family 3 member B1-like
Exons: 1
Coding region: 47-271 (74 amino acids)
Biological process (GO): aldehyde metabolic process
Cellular component (GO): cytoplasm
Molecular function (GO): aldehyde dehydrogenase (NAD+) activity
Source: RefSeq, a predicted model, not a curated record
GACAUCCUUGUUUCAUUGAUAAGGGCAGGAGCAAAGGUCUCUGGAGAUGAAGUUUGGACCUGUGCUGUGUGUUACAGGGAACAGUGGGCUGGGGAAGUACCAUGGCAAGUUCACCUUCGACACCUUCAGCCACCAGCGUGGCUGCCUGCACCGCAACAUGGGCCUGGAGGCCCUCAACAGCCCCCGGUACCCUCCCUACAGCCAGCAGAAGAUGGGGCUGGUGACAGCCACCUUCGAGAUCAAGCGCAGGGGCAUGUGCACCAUCCUCUGAAGGCCUCCUGCCCCACUCCUGGACUUGGGGAGAGGGAGAACUUCUGCCUGGGUCCCUUCCCGAGGAGCAGAUCCAGCCCGUGUCUGCUCCUGAACCCCCUUCGCCGCCUUGCUGUGUGCCGGAUGGUGGGGGAUGGACGUCACUGCCCUGCCUCCUGCUCUGCUGCCUCUCCUCUGGACCAUCUUGGGACACACCUGGAAUGGCAAAAUAAUUCUUCUUACCCUCACCUAGUCCUUCUUCUGCCAGCAGAGAAAUGGUCCCCAGGAGGCUGAGGACCAGCAGUCAGUCCCAUCUCCUGUCAGAUGGACCUUUCCUUCUGGAUGAACCUCACUCUCCUUCCUCCAUCUAACUCUGCCUGUAGUAAAGACUUUGCAUUGAGCCUGGUUUCUCCUCAGCACUUCCAUCACCCAGUUUGGGAGGUGUCAGACUGGAAUCUGGCCACUGAGCCCUAGGGGGCAGGUGCCCUCACCCCACGUGCCCCCCACCCAUCGCACCAACACCCUCAGCCCCACCAUCACCUUCUGCUGGUGGCAGUGAGGUGCUCCCAGUGUGGCUUUGGAUCAUCAGCUACUUUUCUGAUGGUACCAGAGUGGGAGGAGUGGACAUCCUGCUGUGGGUGCCCUGCUUUAGCGGGGGGGUUGGACUGGAUGAUCUCCAGAGGUCCCUUCCACCCCCUCACCAUGCUGAGAUUCUGGGAUUUCAAUCUUCCCUUUUUUCUCCCCUCCCUGCCACCCAUCUGCUGGUUGCACCCCAGAGAGUUGGGAGAACAGGAGUUGUGCACAGAGGUCCAGGCUCAGUAGGUGCUGAUGAGCACAUCUGGAGGUGUGAGAUGCUGAAGAAGGUGGAACCUUGCUCACUGUGGUUGUGCACAGGAUCUCAGCGUCAUGCCCUGGGUGCUCUGCAGGUGGCUGGGGCUGAGUGCAGUUUUGAGACUCACUUUGGGGACAAGGAAUGCAGGGAUGGAUCAUGGCUGGUUCUUUCU